Molecule: messenger RNA, 435 nt
Organism: Chilo suppressalis (striped riceborer)
Lineage: Eukaryota; Metazoa; Arthropoda; Insecta; Lepidoptera; Crambidae
Source: the annotation of a GenBank genome assembly
AUGUCUAUUCCUUACAGUGGCACGGUUCAAAGAUCACUUGGUGUAGUUUCAGCGAUAGGAAAACAACUUAAAGCAGUAAAUCUAAAACCAGCGCGACGAAUAACUGUUAGAUUUGAUCCUUUCGGCGACAACGUUACCCAUACAAGAAAUUUCCUUCACUAUAUAAGUUCUCCAAAAAUAAGUUUAACAAACCCAAACUGCACAUUAAAAACCGAGGUGGUUUGUGAUCGCAGUGAACCUGCUAUAGAAAUUAAAUUACUUCCUGCAAUAGCUGAAUCUACCAAAGUUAAAACUGUAGUAUUAAGAAGUGGAAAUCUCACAUGUUUGGAAAUUCUGCAGUUAAUAAAUAAACAUGUAUCAUCAUUAGCACCUGUUGAUCAACCAGCCUCUACUGUUCAAACUAAAUUAGAGAAAAAGAAGGGAAAAAAGAAAUAA